UUUUUUUCUUUUUCUUUAUGAUCUCUUUCUUCAUCAUCUUUAAUAGGAACAUCUCCUUCUUUCUCUCAUCAUCCUCUACUAACCCUAGUUCCCACUCACAUUUCCCAUCUUUUCAACAAAUUUCGAAUUCUUUUCCCACUGCGAUUGACUUAAAUUGCAUCGCCAUUAUUUUUUUCAUCUUUCAAGGUUACGUUUUUUUUUUCCUCUGAGCUCACAUCCACCGGAAGAGGAAAAAUUUAACGAAGUUAAAAAAAAAGAUUCCUUCGUGAAUUUGCUUCCCGCCAUUAUUAUUGAUCGGAAAAAAUAAUUAAGAAGAAAAUGGAGAGAGUGAAUCUGGGAGGAUUGGGCUACGAUAACGGCGGAGGAGUCAUGAUGACUAGAGAUCCUAAACCUAGGCUCAGAUGGACCGCCGAUCUUCACGAUCGCUUCGUCGACGCCGUCGCUAAGCUCGGUGGCGCUGACAAAGCAACUCCUAAAUCGGUUCUGAAGCUAAUGGGAUUAAAAGGCUUGACACUGUACCAUCUCAAGAGCCAUUUACAGAAGUAUAGGCUUGGUCAACAACAAGGGAAAAAACCAAAUCGAUCUGACCAAAACAAGGAAAAUGCUGGAAGUUCAUAUGUGCAUUUCGACAAUUGUUCUCAAGGAGGAAUCUCGAAUGAAUCAAGAUUUGAUAAUGGUCAUCACAGACAAAGCGGGAAUGUACCUUUUGCUGAGGCAAUGAGACAUCAAGUUGAUGCACAACAGCGGUUUCAAGAACAGCUCGAGGUGCAGAAAAGACUGCAGAUGAGAAUGGAGGCACAAGGAAAGUAUUUGUUGACAUUACUAGAGAAAGCACAGAAGAGCAUACCUUGUGGUAAUAAUAAUGCAGCAGAAACAGACGACAAGGGUCACUUCUCGGAUUUCAAUCUCGCACUUUCGGGACUUGUAGGAGAUGAUCAUAAGAGCCACAAGGCGGUUGGUUUGGUUACCGAUAAUAUCUCACAACUUAAUGAUGAUUUCCGGUUAUGUGGAGAUCAAGAGAAAAUAGAAACCGGAGGAGAUGCAGGUGUUAUUAAACCGGAAUCCGGGUUUGUGCAUUUCGAUUUGAACUCCAAAAGUGGGUUUGAUCUCUUGACUUCUGCCAACUAUGGGAUUGAAAUGAAGCCAAAUGUGAUUGCAAAUAGACAUCCGCAGGUAUAAUAAGAGGCAUUUUCUUCUUCCUUUUUCCUUAUAGAAUGUUACAAAAAAAUUGGCUUCAUGUUUUUUUUCACAGUCAAAAUAUCUAAACCUCUCUCUUUUUUUUUUUG
Molecule: messenger RNA, 1286 nt
Organism: Camelina sativa (false flax)
Lineage: Eukaryota; Viridiplantae; Streptophyta; Magnoliopsida; Brassicales; Brassicaceae
Product: myb family transcription factor PHL11-like
Molecular function (GO): DNA-binding transcription factor activity; DNA binding
Source: RefSeq, a predicted model, not a curated record